CAGAAUCCCUCCAGUCCCCACGAUGCCGGAAGGAGCGCUCUCCGCUGCAGAACGACGAGAACGUCGAAUGAGGAAGAUUUUGGAAGGAGGAGAAGAUAGGAUCAAGAAGAUUCUAUCAGGGCCGAGUGGAGAUGAACAACGUUUGCCUCCGAUGAUGGAAGGUGGAGAUUACAAGCCUUCGACAUUUUUGGCCAAUGACAAUAAUGCGUCGGAAACGAAGUCCAAGCGCAGUGCAGAUGUCCCAUUGCCAAAGUCUUCACAAUCCCCAUUUACCACGAUCACAGCUAGAAUGCAAGAGUUGAGUGUACCUCUCAGCUUACUGUACGGACUAUGCAUGCGAGCGAUCAUGGAUUGCGGUUAUACUUUCAACAUAUUAUUACCAUGGCUGCUGUUCUUCCUUGUUCCCCGUAUCCCAUCUAUUUGUCGUGACUUGCCUCAAUAUAUGGCUGAUGUUUCUGCUUUGCUCCGUUCUGGCAACUACCUGGGCAUCGAGAACGUUGUGAAGCGUUCUUAUGCCGCAUUCUCUUUCAUCAAUACUUUCAUGUCAAAUCUUUUGUUUAUGGUCGCAGGGUAUCUUCUCACCCAUGCACUGCUCAUCUCUUUUCACCACAUGACUUCUUCGUAAUCAAGCUUUGUUGUGUAGUUUUAUGUGAUUUCAGCUUUAGGCGGGUCUCCUGUUUUUGUUUGUCUUUACACUGAUUGUACAUCACUUAUUAAUAAAUUUUAGUUCAGCUCA
Molecule: messenger RNA, 736 nt
Organism: Cylicocyclus nassatus
Lineage: Eukaryota; Metazoa; Nematoda; Chromadorea; Rhabditida; Strongylidae
Source: the annotation of a GenBank genome assembly